UUAAGGCAAAACCAUAAAAGCUGGUGACGAUGAGACAUGUAGCAAUAUUCGUCAAGGGCUUGAGGAAAGCAUUGUUAUCUAGUUGGCUCGUAGCACUCAUCACAGACGGGGCAAAAUGGAGUCACCAUCAUUCACAAUAUUUCCAACUUCUGAAACAAUCUGUGUCGGAGGCGACAACAAGCGCAGUGUCGUUGACGUGCAUCGUGAACCUGAGCCCCUCUCUGUAGCCCCCCUGGAGUGUUAAGCCACCCCACCUCACACAGAAGGAAGUGGUGCAGCGGUGUGGUUUCUCCUGUUGAGAGACAGUGAGACACAACACCUGCUUCUGAGAGCAACCACAGCAGCAUUGGCUUUAGGCAGAACGUCACUACCACCAGGUCUUGAUGUCACCGUGCUGUGCUCUGCUAAAUGCACUAUGUUAUGAAACACUGUAGUGUAGGCAGACGGUUUAAGGGAACAGGCAGCUAGCUAGUCAACCAUUGCAGACAGGAAGUCAUGAAACAAAAAUGCUCAAACUACAUUUAAAUCUGUUGGUCUUAAACCGUUAUGAAAGACACCGUGACAAAAUAAAUGAUUAAGGACACCUGUUGCACAAAUUCAAAGUAAAAGUCUCAGAAUGCUUGUUUGUAUUACAGGGAUCUGGAGAUUACACAGAGGACUAUGAGGAAGGCUAUACUGAGACCCCAGGGGGAAUGUGUGAUAAGUCCUGGGUGAGGGAGUUCCGGGGUCUCUACGAACCCCCUCUGUUCUGGCUCAUCUUCUCCCUGGGCGCCGUCGGCAACCUGAUGGUGGUCUUCAUCUUUACCACGGUACGCCACCGCCUCAAGACUAUGACAGACGUGUACCUACUCAACCUGGCUGUGGCUGAUCUCUUCUUCCUGGGUACACUGCCCUUCUGGGCUGCUGAUGCCACCAGGGGCUGGGUGUUCGGCCUGGGCCUCUGUAAGAUCCUCUCGGCCGUCUACAAAAUCAACUUCUUCAGCAGCAUGCUGUUGCUCACCUGUAUCAGUGUGGACCGCUAUGUGGCAAUCGUCCAGGUCACCAAGGCUCACAACCUGAAGAACAAGAGGCUGUUUGUCAGCAAGCUGGUCUGUCUGGCUGUCUGGAUCAUCUCAGGCCUCCUGGCUCUGCCUGAGUUCAUUUUCGCCCAGGUGAAGCCUGACCACAGGGGCAAUUCCUUCUGUGUCCUGGUCUACCCGAACAACCUUUUCAACCGCACCAAGAUCCUGGUGCUGGCUCUGCAGGUCUGUGUGGGCUUCUGCCUGCCUCUGCUGGUCAUGGUUCUAUGCUACUCGGUCAUCAUUCGCACCCUGCUGCAGGCCAAGAGCUUUGAGAAGCACAAGGCACUGAGAGUCAUCUUCGCCGUGGUGGCUGUGUUUGUCCUCUCCCAGCUACCGUACAACGGGCUACUUGUGGUUGAUGCCACGCAGGCCGCCAACACCACCAUCAAGGACUGUGCCAUAUCGGGCCAUUUCGAUGUCGCCGGGCAGAUUGCGAAGAGCCUUGCAUACACCCAUGCUUGCAUUAAUCCCUUCCUGUAUGUGUUCAUUGGCGUUCGCUUCCGGAAGGAUCUACUGAGGCUGCUGAGGCAGUACACCUGUGGCCUGAACCAGAGAGGCCUCAAUAAGAUGCAGGCCGUUCCCAAACGCCCCUCCGUCAUGUCCGACACCGAGACCACCCCUGCCCUCUCCUUGUAACCCCGCCUCCCUGAGACCACUCCCCCCCAUCUUGGCGUUACCACACCUACCCACACAUUAAACAUCACCUCAGACCAUACUGUUGGGUUGAAUCCUAGCUAAUGUUCUGUGUGCGUAAUUCAAAUUUCUCAUUGACAUCCAUACAUUUAAACGUGUAAAGGUGAAUACCAGGGGUCUCAAAGUUAGGCUUCAGCCCCCUGGGAUUGCCUCUGACUUUAUCAUUACUUCCAUAUGAUAUCAUAGGCUGCUAAGGACCGCACAUUUCCAGGGCGACAAACCCAGCUGCAUCCUGAUUACAUUGGUAUUUUGCCAGUAUAGAAAUUCAUUGUUGUUUACAUAUACCCUGUGCAGACAGUCAACAUACAAUACAUCCAAAGCAUACAGCUCUCUAGGUCCUUGUAUAAAAGUGUACAUUACUGUAUAUAAAUUGUGUCAAUGAGUAUUGUUACCUUGACUGUGUUACUGUUUUCUGUAUUUGUAGAGUAGGUGCUGCUGCAAAAUGAUUGGCAUUAUAAUUGUGAAAGCUAUCCAUUAAAACUGAAAUAAAAUGAUUGGCAUUAUAAUUGUGAAAGCUAUCCAUUAAAACUGAAAUAAAGUGAUUGGCAUUAUAAUUGUGAAAGCUAUCCAUUAAAACUGAAAUAAAAUGAUUGGCAUUAUAAUUGUGAAAGCUAUCCAUUAAAACUGAAAUAAAAUUAUUGGCAUUAUAAUUGUGAAAGCUAUCCAUUAAAACUGAAAUAAAGUGAUUGGCAUUAUAAUUGUGAAAGCUAUCCAUUAAAACUGAAAUAAAAUGAUUGGCAUUAUAAUUGUGAAAGCUAUCCAUUAAAACUGAAAUAAAAUUAUUGGCAUUAUAAUUGUGAAAGCUAUCCAUUAAAAAUGAAAUAAAAUGAUUGGCAUUAUAAUUGUGAAAGCUAUCCAUUAAAACUGAAAUAAAAUGAU
This is a messenger RNA of Oncorhynchus keta (chum salmon), 2633 nucleotides long. RefSeq names its product C-C chemokine receptor type 9-like. The record is from RefSeq and is a predicted model, not a curated record. The transcript is spliced from 3 exons. NCBI's taxonomy places the organism in Eukaryota, Metazoa, Chordata, Actinopteri, Salmoniformes, Salmonidae. Gene Ontology annotation, cellular component: membrane. Gene Ontology annotation, molecular function: chemokine receptor activity. Gene Ontology annotation, biological process: G protein-coupled receptor signaling pathway; chemotaxis; immune response. Bases 693 to 1697 code for a protein of 334 amino acids.